Monoraphidium neglectum is the source of this 675-nucleotide messenger RNA. RefSeq lists its product as hypothetical. Gene Ontology annotation, molecular function: calcium ion binding. Lineage: Eukaryota; Viridiplantae; Chlorophyta; Chlorophyceae; Sphaeropleales; Selenastraceae. The transcript has 8 exons. Bases 1 to 675 code for a protein of 224 amino acids. The record is from RefSeq and is a predicted model, not a curated record.
AUGGCGGGCGGUGACGGCAAUGACAGGUACGUGGUCGACAAUGUCGGUGACGUCGUCGUGGAGGCAGCCGGCGCGGGCACUGACGAGGUCGCGCUGGUGGCGGCCGCGACCUACACGCUCCCCGACAACGUGGAAGGCCUGCUGGGCUCCGCUGGGGCAGACGUCCUGACCGGCAACGCGAUCAACAACAAGAUCAAUGGGAGGGCAGGGGACGACACGAUUUCUGGCGCUGGCGGCAACGACUGGCUGCUGGGCGGCCUCGGGAAUGACAUCCUCAACGGGGGCGACGGCGACGAUGCAGCAGAGGGCAAUGGUGGCUCUGAUACGAUAAGCCUUGGCCCUGGCAACGACGUGUUCAUGUACCGCCGCCGCGACGGCCAGGACGCGUCCAUCGACGGCGGGGAGGGCUCGGGGGACACCCUCUGCCUGGAGGGCAAGCCCAGCACCUACACAGUCUGGAUCAACGGCGCCAAGAACCCCGACCGCAACCGCGCGGUGGUGCCGAUCGCCGGCUCCAAGGUAGACGUGUUUGUGGGCGGCCGCGUGCCGCGGGCGAAUAAGGCCAAGGGCAUCGCGACAACUGACCCGGCGACAGGGUACAUGAAGAUCAUUGGUUUUGAGUUCAUCCGCUUUGUGGGGAUGCGAGACACUGGCAGCGGAGCUCUGGUGUGCUAG